This is a messenger RNA of Rangifer tarandus platyrhynchus (Svalbard reindeer), 579 nucleotides long. The record is from the annotation of a GenBank genome assembly. Lineage: Eukaryota; Metazoa; Chordata; Mammalia; Artiodactyla; Cervidae.
AUGCCACGGGAGGGGCCUCAGCAGGCAGGAGCUGGGGAACCAGAUGGCUCCGGUGACUUGGAGGAGCAAGGGUGUGAACUGGAAGUGGUGGCGGGAAGAGGGGGUGCCCAGGAGGAAGCAGGAGGUCAGCUCUUCAGACUCUCCGCCGCCUCCUCUCCACGGGAGGGCAGAUUAAGUAUAAAAGGAGAGGUCGACAGCGCCCCCUGGAGGCAGGGCCCACGCGGCCGUGGCAUCCUUGCUUUCUCAGUUAACUCCACACCGGUCCGUGAUUCUCAGUCUGUAGACGAGGAUCCCCACCAUGUGAGCUCGGAGGACCUUCGCUUUAUCUCCAAAACCACGGGGACCAAGCAGCAACAUCCCGCAUCAGCGGGAGGAAUCGUCUGGAAACGGUCCGCCUCUCCCCGCGGCUCUCCGGCGCCGGCGUCCAUGGCAGCUUCGGCAGCCGCGCGGUACCAGGACCCGGUGCUGAAGGGCAUCCUCAGACCGCUGGAAAAUAAACUUUGUCAGGGCAGAGAGUUUCCGGCUAUCACCCAGCGAUCACCGCCGCCGCUGCAGCGCGGGGUGCGUGCGGAGGGGUGA